AUGUCAGCUGCUAAUACCAUGACUGAUGUCGGUGCCAUCUGGCGAACUGCGAUUGACCGAUACAAGGAUAUAACUGAAGUCGAUCUCGGCUCCAUUGAAGCAGCGGACAGUGUUGAAGAUGUAUUAAGCGAGAUAGACAUUCGCGAAGAAGAAUUCAAACGAACUCGGCAUGAUGGCUCGAAGACUGACAGAUUCAGAAGCCUUGUCAGUCGAAGCCUGAAGUCCAUCGAAACGGUCAGCGAGGUUGUUGCUCAAGGAGCGUCAAACACCGCGAACUCCGUAUCAGCGGAUUUUGACAAGAUUGCCGAAUUUUUCCGUGAUGUCGAGUCGUAUCUCAAACGGCUGAAGACAAUUGAGGGGAAGAUACCUCCAGUACCUGAACUUGAAAAUGUUUUGGCUGAGGUUUUGAAGUCAGUGCUGGUUUUAUGUGGGAUUUGCGCGAAAUACACAAAGAAAAAGCGUUUCGCCAAAGCAUUGCGAAACCUCGUGUCUGGAGAAGAUGAUGAGCUCGCCUCGGCUUACAAUACUUUUCACCAAAUGGUCGAGCGAGAACAAAGACUGAUUGGGACGCUCACUUUGGUCGAAGUGGGUGAAGCAAAUCGCUCUUUGAAACAGUCUGAGCGAGUGUACAAGCAGCUCGGAAAUAGGGAAAGAAUUCUUGAACGUCAAGAUUUGCUGGAUGAUCUUUCAUCACAAACUUUCCUUGCUGCACAGAAAGACAAAUUCGGUAAGCAUCACGAUGGAACCUGUCAAUGGGUCUUGAGCCACGAAACAUUCCAACGAUGGUUGGACGGCACCGAGGACUCGACUCUUUGGUGUUAUGGAGAUCCCGGUAGUGGGAAGACUAUAUUAACGUCGAUAAUUAUUGAUGACGUCUAUGAAAAGACUCGUGGAACUGACACUGCUCUUGCAUUCAUGUACUGCAAUUACAAAGACUCGAACACACAUUCUGAGCUCGCUCUUCUGUCCAGCAUUGCACGGCAACUAACUGCGCAAAUCGAACACAUACCUCCUGUGGUAAAAGAAUUCCGCGAUCAAAAUGCCGUGAAAAAGAGAGAUCCGACGGGUGAUGAAUGGGUCGCACUUAUCAAGUCCCUCGGCCAUUUCUUCUGCAAAAUGAUCAUUAUCGUUGAUGCCCUGGAUGAGUGUCCGGAAUACAAUAGAGAUAAAUUCUUUCGUUUCAUAAAAAUGCUGGAUACCAGCAUUCGCUUCAUGUUCACGUCUCGCCCGCACAUUACCCUUCCUGUGAAAUUUUCUGGGUUUCAGCGGAUUCCUAUCGCGGCAAAUUCAUCUGAUUUGCAAAUUUUCCUGGACUCCGAGAUUUCGAAAAGAAACAUGUUCCAGAAGUUUGUCAUUCGAAACGAUUCUAGGAUGAAAGCAGAAAUCGUUGAAGAAAUCAUUACUAAAUCCAAGGGAAUGUUUCUACUCGCCUAUCAUCACGUCGAAAAAAUAUGCCAACAACCGCAUAUAGCGGGUGUGCGAAAAGCACUGAGUAGUCUGCCCGACAACAUCUUUGACUAUUAUCAUGAGGCCAUGGAGAGGAUUGAGCAACAAGAAACGGUACUCUGCAAUCUAGCUAAGGAUGCACUUUCAUUCAUCUCUCAUACAAAAAGACCUCUUCACGUAAAUGAGCUUCGCCAUGCCUUGGGAGUAUGGGCGAGUGAUACCGAUUUCGAAGAGAGCCAAUGCGUGGAUGACAAGCUUAUUAUUAGCAUUUGCGCUGGUUUGGUCAAAAUUGAUGAAACGAGAGAUGUGGUAGGGCUUGUCCAUCAAACCCUACAAGAGUACUUCGAGACUUUUCCCGAACAGCUUUUCGAAGAUCCUGAUUCAAAAAUUGCGAAAGCCUGCCUCGUUUACCUUUCUUUUGAUGUCUUUGGCAGCGGACCAUGCGUGGACGGCGAAGCGCUUCAGGAGCGACUGGAACACCACGUAUUCCUUCCCUAUGCAGCCCAUUACUGGGGUCAUCAUGUGCGAAAUUCUCGUGACGACUACACGAAAAUGGUUCUCAAGUACCUCAAUGACAAUAGUAAGCUUUUGUCCGCCGUACAAGUUCAGUACGCGACCUCACCGCGGAUCAAAGACUGGUUCGACCGGUAUCCAAAACAAAUUGGGCCUUUGCACAUCGCAGCUUGGUGGGGCUUCCCACAUAUCAUUAAGAUUUUGUUGGCGGAGGGCGUUGAUAUCACCAUACGUAAUAGUCGUGGUGAAACCCCCUUUCUCGUUGCGGUCCAGAACAAUCAAAGGGAUGCUGUCGAGCUGUUCCUUGAUAAUGGAAAUGACAUCAACGAACAAAAUUUCAACGGAGAAACAGCUCUUUUGUGGGCUGCCAAGAACGGGAGCAAAGAUUUAGUCAAAUUCCUUCUCUUGCGUGGCGCCGAGCUCAUAACGGACCAUGAAGGGUGGUCUGCAAUCAAUUGGGCUGUCAUUGGUGGAAAAUGCGAGUUGCUGGAGUUAUUGCUCGCGGAAGAAGUCCAUGCUAGCACAGGUAUAGAAACAAAAAGCCAAGCGCUUUUCCUGGCAGCGGAAGAGGGUCACAAAGAAAUGGUGAAGAUGCUUCUUGACAGUGGCGCCAACAUCAAUGCAAAGGAUAGCAAUGGAAGCACUGCAUUAGACUUCGCAGUGUCUGCAGCUCAUGAGGCCACUGUUGAAGUGCUUUUGUCCAAGAACGCGGAUGUCAAUUCCACCGAUUCAGGUGGCAACACUGCGCUUCACUGGGCUGUUGCGCGUGAGUCGAUUUCUCGAUUGUUAUUGAAUUAUGGAGCUUCGGUGAAUGCGAAGAACCAUGCUGGACAGACUGCUCUCUUUUGGACUGUGCAAGAUAGCUCAACGGCAGUAGCAAGAUUGCUGCUUGAAAAUGGGGCUGAGUCCGAUCUUGCAGACAAGAACGGUUCCACGGCGUUACAUAUCGCGGCAUUGCAAGGACAUGAGCAGAUAGCUGCUUUACUUCUGCAAAAUGGAGCCAACGCCGACAUUCAAGACAUAGAUGGAUGGACUCCUUUGUACGGUGCUGCUGUCCAAGAGCAUGCGGCGAUUGUUCGUCUUUUUUCGGAAAAAUCGGGCGAUAGCAAGAAGACUUUGCACUUGGUGGCUAGGAAAAUGGAAAGUCCUGGAGAGCGAACACUUUUGAAGAGGGUUGCUGAAGGCAAAAGACAAGGAAGCACUAUGACGAGUGGCUUACGCGUAGCGGCACAGGAAGCCCAGCUCGGUAGGCUGCGCAUGAUGCUUGAUAGAGGAGCAGAUAUUAAUGCAAAGGACCCUGCGGGAUAUACCGCGCUUGAGCUAGCGGCUUUUCUGGGACACAAGCAGGUCACGCAGCUUCUGUUGGAAUACGGGGCCAAUGUAAACUUACGAGGCUCUCACAACGCCCCCCCGUUGUUUCAUGCUGUCAAACAAGGCGGUGAAACAGUCGUGCCGUUGCUGGUCGAAUAUGGCGCGGAUGUUAACGCUGAAACGUACGGAACGACACCGUUAAUGCUUGCUGCGGAAAUUGGGAACCUGUCUAUCAACUUAUGUCUCCUGGAAGCGAAAGCCGAUCUCAACGCACGGGAUUGUUUUGGGCGAACCGCCUUGCACUUAGCCGUCUUGAACGGAAAAACACAGGUUGCACGGAUGUUGCUUGAUGCAGGAGCAGCGUCGGAUAUUUCAGAUGAUCAGGGCGCAACGGCCUUUAUGCUUGCGGUGGACAAGAUGGGAGAAAAUGCGGCGGCCUUGCUCUUCAAGGCAGAUUCCGAUAUUGAAGCAGAUAACACGACGAUGACUCGCUCUUCGUGGUUGUUCUUUUAG
Messenger RNA from Penicillium arizonense, 3783 nucleotides. RefSeq lists its product as uncharacterized. The record is from RefSeq and is a predicted model, not a curated record. The coding region runs from base 1 to 3783 and encodes 1260 amino acids. Gene Ontology annotation, molecular function: protein binding. Lineage: Eukaryota; Fungi; Ascomycota; Eurotiomycetes; Eurotiales; Aspergillaceae. The transcript has 8 exons.